CACAAAUGCUGCCAUUUAUUGCCAGCAACUUGUGGCUUGCCAAACACAUUUGCUAAACAUUUCGGUGAAACCCUGAUGAAGGAAAAGGAAGUUCAAGAAAAAUCUGAAGAACGCCUUAAGAUUGUUGAUUCUGAGAUCUCCAAAGGAGGAUGGGUUAAAUUGCCGCAAAGAAAUAAUUCUAAUUGGGAACGAAAAUAUAUUCAACUUGUGGGAAGUGACAUUCAUGUUUAUGCAAAUGAACCGUCCGGAAAAUCAGAACCAGCUACUACCAUACAACUCAGACAAGAUAAUAGCUGCACUGUUGUCACUCCCGAGGUUUCUGAAACCGACGUUAACAAUACCGCGCGAAGCGAUUUGCCGUUUAUUAUCAAAAUUGAAUUGAUACCUACAACAACAUGCUGGCCAGCUACUACCCAUUUAAUUAUGGCUUUGUCUCCUGAAGAAAAAUCACAAUGGCUCUCGGCUUUACAAUCCUGUCUAGGAGAUGCUUGCGUCGCUAGGAAAUAUACUGGAUCAAAAUACAUUCAAUUCAAAGAUUACAAAAUGGUCUUAGAUGUUAACUGUGCAAUUGAAGUAAAUGGAAAUGGCAUUUUAAUAGGUGCUGAAGAAGGAUUAUAUUCUUAUCAAAUGGGAAAUAAACCAGUAAAUAUUACUGGUGUUGUGAAGGUGUAUCAGAUAGCAUUUGUUAGAAGCAUCAAUAUGGCUUUAUUAAUUUGUGGAGAAGAUAGGAAACUUGUUUCUGCAGAUUUGCGGCAUUUAGAAAGUUUGGCACAGAGAUCAGCUUGUGUUGAACCUCAUUUAGAUGUCUCUGAUAUUAAUUUUGCCAAUCAAGCUAAUGAAUGUUGCCAUUUGUUCCAAGCGUCUGAUCCUCCAAAAUCUAGCAAUGAAAGCUCUUUACUUUGUGCAGCAACACCAACACAUCUGCUUAUAUUUAAGUAUGAUAAAUUAUCAUCUGAAUAUGUAGCUGUCAAGAUUUUAGAUACAUCUGAACCAAUAUCUAGUGUCUUGUUUACUGAAAAUACGAUUAUGGUUUGUGCUCAUAAGUUCUUUGAGAUUAACACAGAUGAUUACACAGCUGAAGAAUUUUUGGAUUCCACUGAUACAACAUUGAGCCAUGUUAUUUUUGCACACAAACGAAAAUCUUUCCCAAUAACUGUUUUAGCUAUAUCUUCUGAUGAAUACUUGUUAUGCUUUAAUGAGUUUGGUGUUUUUGUUGAUGAUGUUGGCCGAAGAUCAAGAUCUCAAGAUAUCUUAUGGAGUCAUAUACCUAUAUCAUUCACUUAUCGUAAGCCUUAUUUAUUCAUAGUACACUACAGCACAGUUGAGGUCAUCAGAAUUAGUAAUGAAUCUUUCAAUGCUCCACCAGAUGCAGAAGAUUAUCACAAUUAUCCUCCCCAAGUUUUUAUUGAAUUAAAAAAUCCGAGAUAUUUAGGAAAUUCCAGUUCCAAAGGAUCCAUUUAUGCUCUCAAUGCUUUAAAUACUGGUCCAGAAAUAGUGAAAUUAGAAGGAGGACUUAUAAUUAGAAAUGAUUACACCUUUGACACUAUAGAUGGUAGUUCAGAUGUAGGAAGUGUCGCCGAUUCAAACAAUCUCGUUGAACCUAUUUAUGCUCAAAUUAAUCCAAAAACCAAAGGCCAUGUGAGAAGAAAAUCUGAAGGCAAGCCAAUCACAAAUGUUUCUAAAACAAAUAGAAAUAGUGGCAUUAAUAUGGAUUGUGAAGAACAAUCAGAUGAUAGCUAUGAUAGUAGCAUAGGGAGGGAGUUGGAUGCAUUAAAUGCAGAACAAUACUCAAGUCAGGAAUCUAUAACUACUGCAGAAGCUGGAGAAUCUGACAAAAAAGUGAGGUUUGUAAAGAAGCAAACUGAGCUUUGAGAUGUUUUUGUGAUUUUAAAAUAUGACAAACUUUAUAUAGUUCGUUCAGCUUUUAUCAAGUUUAGUGUAAGAAUUAAUUAACAUAGAGGAUCUGUUAUUUUUAGAUCUGUCUUAUGAAUUGUGCUAAUUAAUAUAUAAUUUUGUAUU
Messenger RNA from Ctenocephalides felis (cat flea), 2019 nucleotides. Its product is annotated as citron Rho-interacting kinase-like. Gene Ontology annotation, molecular function: protein serine/threonine kinase activity. The transcript is spliced from 3 exons. Gene Ontology annotation, cellular component: actin cytoskeleton; cytoplasm. Gene Ontology annotation, biological process: peptidyl-threonine phosphorylation; actomyosin structure organization. NCBI's taxonomy places the organism in Eukaryota, Metazoa, Arthropoda, Insecta, Siphonaptera, Pulicidae. The record is from RefSeq and is a predicted model, not a curated record. The coding region runs from base 76 to 1872 and encodes 598 amino acids.